Messenger RNA from Pristis pectinata (smalltooth sawfish), 5694 nucleotides. RefSeq lists its product as uncharacterized. Gene Ontology annotation, biological process: DNA integration. The record is from RefSeq and is a predicted model, not a curated record. Gene Ontology annotation, molecular function: nucleic acid binding; zinc ion binding. Lineage: Eukaryota; Metazoa; Chordata; Chondrichthyes; Rhinopristiformes; Pristidae. The transcript is spliced from 2 exons. The coding region runs from base 1014 to 5663 and encodes 1549 amino acids.
CUAAUAAAGAUCUUACCUUAUCUAAAAAGCAACUAAAUAUGAAAAUAAUCAAAAAUUCUCCUACACUAUUUAAUUAAACUUUUCCUUAGGAUUCUUAAAUAAAACAGCUGAAGGAGCCAAUUAGUUGAUUUUUAGUGGGCAUUGUUAUGGACUCAGUGAAAGUCCCUUUAAGAUAGAGAGUGUGUGUGUAUGUGUGUGUGGGGCGUGCUUACGUCAAUAGAAGAUAAAGGACGUAAUGACGUUGUUGAAGAAGUCAGAAGAAGAAGAAGAGAGAGAGAGAAGGGAGAGAGACACCAGCCUGCUUGUUUUCUCUAUCGAUGGAUGAGAAACAAUAACUGUGUUUGCCACUGAAAUCCAUGUAUGGAAGUUGGAAGUAAUCCGGUGGAGUUCACUUUGUUGCUGACCUGUAGAAGGAAACAGGUAUUUGUGUGUGGACGACCACGGUUCGGAUGCUUUUCGGGGUGAGGAAGUCACUACCGAGUAAACAAUGAAGUGUCUUUUGGGUUCCAUCGUGGAACAUUUGGAUUUCGUAUGUACUCUCUCUAUGUUUUUCUACAUCUACAUCUUAUCUUCAGACAACGGUGGUUGUUGAAGAAGCCCUUGCUCAUGUUUCACCUUAUGGCUUGCGGAACUGAACUUUAAGAACCAUUCCGGAACUGGGAGUUUUGGACUUUGUCACACACACACACGAAGAGUUUAGUUUUGGGGUUAACGUUCGAGGUUUAACAUUCUUGAAUUCUAACAUACUAACAUUUUUACUUUUAUUUUACGUAUUAUCAUAAGUAGUGAUUAAUAAAAUAGUUUUUAACACUGAAUCAUGCUCAGUGUGUUUCUUUUGUUGCUGGUUUGUGACAAAAUUGGGGGGUCGUCCGGGAUAGUUCCCAAGGUUAACGAGUGUCGUCUGGGAUUGUACCCCAGAUUGACGAGAUUUGUUCAGGAUUCAAUCCAAAGAUUUUUGAGGGAGGUCUGAUAAAUUCUUUUUAAUUGGCUUGUGUGUGUGGAAACCAGCAGCAAUGGAUAUUAAGGCAUUUUUGGAGUCACCAACCCAAAAGGGAUUGGAGGUGGCGAAAAAGGAUGAUUUGAUAAAGAUUGCUACAAGGCUAAACCUUACAGAAGUAAAGCAGUCUAUGAGAAAGGCAGAUAUUCAGAGACUGAUAGCUGGCCAUUAUGUGGAAAAGAAAGUGUUUGAGAAGGAAGUGUUAAAACAGUUUCCUGGCAGUGAAAUAGCAAUUUCUGAGGCACAGGUGCAGCUGGCAAAGAUAGAGGCUGAACGAGAGCAAAAUAAAUUAGAAGCUGAACGAGAAGAAAAGAGAUUAGAGGCUGAACAAAAGCUAACUCAGAUGAAGAUAGAGGCUGAUCUAGCAAUGAAGCAGAUGGAAUUGAAGAGGAUGGAGCUGGAUAGUGAGGAGAAGGAGAAACAGAGGCAGCAUGAGUUACAAAUGAAGCGUAGGAGUUCGGAAUCUGAUUCUGAUGAUGGUUUUUCAGCCAGCAGGGAGGUUCGAUUAGUCCCUCCGUUUGAAGAAGAUCAGGUUGAUCAGUAUUUCCAACAUUUUGAAAAGGUUGCUGUGAGUUCAAACUGGCCAAGGAAAGGAUGGGCUCUUAUGGUACAGAGUGUGAUUAAAGGUAAAGCUCAAAAAGCUUAUUCUGCUUUGUCUGUUGAGGAUGCAGCUGAUUAUACCAAGGUAAAACAAGCUAUAUUGAAGGCCUAUGAAUUGGUCCCUGAGGCUUAUAGACAAAAAUUCAGAGACUUGAGGAAAUCUGCAGAUCAGACUUAUAUGGAAUUUGCCAAUGGAAAGAGAAUAUGUUUUGAACGAUGGUACAUGGCUAAAAAUGUAGAUGGGGAUUUUGAUAAAUUGAAAGAAUUGAUACUAGUGGAAGACUUUAAAAGAUGUGUUCCAGCUGAAUUAACAACAUAUUUAAAUGAAAAGGCAGUGGAAACUUUACAAGAAACUGCUAGGUUGGCAGAUGAUUAUGCUUUAACCCAUAAAUCCAAAUGGGGACAACCUAAAACCUUUCAAAAGAGUUACAAAGACAAUCCAGGUAAACCAGAGAUUAAAUUGGGAGGUAAUCAAAAAGGAAAAGAUGAAAAGAAGCCAGGGCUGGAGAAACCUGUUGAGCGUACUUGUUAUUACUGUAGGAAACCUGGCCACGUGAUAUCUAAUUGUGCCCUUUUGAAGAAAAAGAAGGAAGCUGGGCCCAAUGCUUGCUUUCAGGCAAUUAAAAAUCAAAAAGGUUUAGGAGAUGCUGUUAAAGAUCAGUCCUUGCAAGAGGGAAAAGCGGAAAAGUUGGAGGAGGUGAGAAAAGAAUUCCGUUCGUAUGUAUCAGAGGGUUUUGUUUCACUGAAUGAUGAGUCACCCCAGGUGCCAGUGAAAAUUCUUAGAGAUACUGGGGCUAGUCAAUCUCUCUUGCUGGACAGUGUUUUAAAUUUUGGUGAAGAAAGUGACACUGGUGAAGUAAAUCUAGUACGAGGCGUUACAGGUGAGACCAUGUCUGUCCCUUUUCACAGGGUGAUUUUAAAGUCAAAGUUCGUAGAAGGACCAGUCGAGAUAGGGAUAAGACCUAGUUUGCCAGUGGAAGGAGUUUCUUUGUUAUUGGGAAAUGACCUUGCAAAUGGAGAAAGUGAUCCUGUGGUACGGUUAACAACCAAACCAAGGAUUGAUGAGUCUGAGGAUGAUUCAGAUGUUUACCCAUCAUGUGCGGUGACUCGAGCUAGAGCUAAAGAAUUAGCCAAGACAGACAGUCCGGUGCAGUCUGAUGUAGUUCCUUGUGACAGUCCUAAACAGGAAGAAAAUUUUGAUGCCUUAUCUGAGACUUUUCUGUCUUCACUGGAGGAUCAACAUCCUUACAGUGAGCCUGAAUUUAAAGAUUUGUCUUUGUCGAGGAAGGAUUUUAUGGUGGAACAGACAAAGGACCCUGAGUUGAUAGAAUUGAAAGAAAAAGCUCUCUCAUGUGAGGAGAUUGAAAAAGUGCCAACUGGAUACUAUGUCAAAAAUGGAGUGUUAAUGAGGAAAUGGAGACCUCCUCAUGUUCCUGUUACUGAGGAAUGGGAAGUUAUUCAUCAGGUUGUUAUUCCAAAAGUUUAUAGGGAUGAGAUUUUAAACCUGGCCCAUAGUAUGCCUUUGGGUGGUCAUUUUGGUGUGAAUAAAACUGUAGGGAAGAUCUUGAAACAAUUCUAUUGGCCUGGUUUGAGAAAAGAUGUGGUGAUGUUUUGUCGAACCUGCCACACAUGUCAGAUGGUAGGUAAACCAAAUCAAAAACCCCCUGUGGCUCCUUUGAAACCAAUUCCUGCUUUUGGUGAACCCUUUUCGAAGGUGAUUGUAGACUGUGUUGGCCCAUUACCAAAGUCUAAGACUGGAAAUCAGUAUUUGUUAACCAUCAUGUGUGCCACUUCUAGAUUUCCAGAGGCAAUACCCCUUAGAAAUAUUAAGGCCAAGACGGUGUCAAAGGCUCUUGUAAAAUUUUUUACCUUGUUUGGUUUGCCAAAAGAAAUCCAAUCUGAUCAAGGUAGUAAUUUUAUGUCAAAAAUUUUUCAACAAAUAGUCUAUGAGCUGGGAGCAAAGCAGAUUGUAUCAUCUGCAUAUCACCCAGAAUCUCAAGGAGCUCUGGAGAGAUUUCAUUCUACUCUCAAAAAUAUGCUGAAGACUUAUUGCUUUGAAAACACCAAGGAUUGGGACGAAGGUAUCCAUUUACUUUUGUUUGCCGUUAGAGAAUCGAUCCAGGAGUCAAUCGGAUUUAGUCCGUUUGAGCUUGUGUUUGGACAUAGGGUGAGAGGACCUUUGGAGUUGUUAAGAGAGCAAUGGGUUAAUGAGGAAGUUCACUUGAGUCUGUUGGACUAUGUCCAAAAAUUUAAAACUCGGUUGGAGAGAGUCUGCCAGCUAGCGAGAGAGAAUCUGAAAACAAGCCAGAUAAGAAUGAAGACAUAUUUUGAUAGACGUGCUCGGCCUAGGACAUUCGCAGUGGGGCAAAAGGUGUUGGUAUUUUUCCCUAGCCAAAAUAAUCCCUUGCAAGCUCGUUUUUCUGGACCCUAUGUUAUUGAAUCUCGAGUGACUGAUCUAACAUAUAUAAUCAAAACACCAGAUAGACGCAAGAAAACACAACUCUGUCAUGUAAACAUGCUAAAACCUUAUUAUGAGAGGGAUUCAGUUGUGGCCUUGGUGGAUGGUGUAAAGGUUGUUUCUAGAAUGCCUGAUGUUGAUGUUGAGGAAGGCCAAUUUAGACCAAAUAUUGUUCCAUCGAAACUAAAAAACCAAAAUAUCCUGGAGAACCUUGAAACGAAGUUGGACCAUUUACAAGUUUCACAAAAACAACAGAUGAGAGAAUUAAUUUUAAAAUUUAAAAAUCUGUUCCCAGAUGUUCCAAACAGAACAUCGAUAAUUACCCAUGAUGUUGAUGUUGGGGAUGCAAAACCAAUCAAACAACACCCAUAUCGAAUGAAUGUGGAAAAAAGUAAACUUGUUGAUCAGGAAAUAAAAUACAUGUUGGAAAAUGAUAUUAUUAGACAUUCUACUUCAAAUUGGAGUUCGCCCUGUGUUAUUGUACCUAAACCUGAUGGAACUGUUAGAUUUUGCACAGAUUACAGGAAAGUGAAUGCUGUAACAAAGUCAGAUGCUUACCCUAUUCCUAGGGUGGAUGAUUGCAUAGACAGAGUGGGAAAGGCAAAAUUUCUUAGAAAGAUUGACCUAUUAAAAGGGUACUGGUGUGUUCCAUUAACAGAUAGAGGAAGGGAAAUUUCAGCCUUUGUAACCCCUUCUGGAUUGUAUGAAUACAAUGUUUUGCCAUUUGGAAUGAAAAAUGCUCCGGCAACAUUUCAAAGAAUGAUUAAUUCAGUGAUUCAUGGGUUAAAACAUACAGAUGCCUACAUUGACGACUUAGUGACUGGGAAUGAUACUUGGGAAGAUCACAUCUCUGCGUUAGAAAGGUUGUUUGAAAGACUUUCCAAGGCUAACCUUACAGUUAACUUGGCUAAAAGUGAAUUUGGCCAUGCCACUGUGACGUAUCUUGGUUAUGUUGUAGGUCAAGGCAAGCAAGCUCCUGUUCAGGCAAAAGUUCAAGCAAUAUCUGAGUUCCCUAUUCCCACAGGUACGAGGACUGUUAGAAGAUUUUUGGGAAUGGUUGGAUAUUACCGAAAAUUUUGUAAAAAUUUUGCUGAUAUUGCUCUUCCCCUAACUAAUCUUCAGAAGAAGGGAGUAAAGUUUGUUUGGACAGAUUCUUGUCAAGAAGCAUUUGAGAAGCUGAAAGCCAUUUUAUGCUACGAUCCUGUGCUCAGAACACCUGACUUUGAAAAGCCAUUUUCAUUAGCAGUAGAUGCCAGUGAUGAAGCUGCAGGAGCUGUGUUGUUGCAGAAGGGUGACCUUGAUGAUAUUGACCAUCCUGUAGCUUACUUUUCAAAGAAAUUUAAUGAGCAUCAAAAGAAUUAUUCCACCAUAGAGAAAGAAUUACUGUCGCUUGUUUUAGCCUUGCAACAUUUCAGUGUAUAUGUUUGCACCGCUCAGAAACCAUUGACUGUGUAUACAGAUCAUAACCCAUUGGUGUUUCUGAGCCGAGUCAAAAACAAGAACAGAAGGCUGUUAAACUGGAGUUUAAUUUUGCAAGAGUUUGAUCUCAUGAUAACUCACAUUAAAGGCAAAGAUAAUGUGAUUGCUGAUUGUCUUUCCCGAUGUUAAAUGGGAAACAUGUAUCUGUACUAAUCUGAUA